Messenger RNA from Notothenia coriiceps (black rockcod), 586 nucleotides. RefSeq names its product proline-, glutamic acid- and leucine-rich protein 1-like. The transcript has 3 exons. Gene Ontology annotation, biological process: rRNA processing. NCBI's taxonomy places the organism in Eukaryota, Metazoa, Chordata, Actinopteri, Perciformes, Nototheniidae. The annotation marks the transcript as partial. Gene Ontology annotation, cellular component: nucleus. The record is from RefSeq and is a predicted model, not a curated record.
UCACCAGCACACUGCAGGGUCGUCGCUAUCUCCUUCUCCACCUCCUCCAGAGCUCUGAGCCGCUCGUUCGCCAUGAGCAGACGGCAAACAACCAGCAGCUCUCAGAGAACACCUUCUACUCCCACACAGUCAAACUUCACCCUGUGGACAGGAGUCAAUCUAAAAUUGCUCGACUGGCUGAAACCUGAGCACAAAGCGGCUGAGGGGCACAUCAACAAAGAAUGCGACGCCACUCAGUCGCACAGUUGUGACGUCCGUUUAUCACAGAGGCAAGAUGGCUACAUCGGCUUGGAUGCGUGGCCCCUCUGCUAUGCGACUAACGGAGGGUUUGGUAUCGGUUCUGAAGGAACAGCGUCCCGAAUAUUUACCCACUUUGUUGGCAAACUACAGAGAGCAUGGCGUGUUUCAGACCCAGGGCGCGAGCGCUGUUGGUGGUCUCGUGGGUUUCAGCAAUGCCAAACUGGGCUCGAGCAAAACCAGGUUUGAGGGGCUGUGCCUGCUCUCCAUGCUGGUCAAAGACAGCUCCAGUGAUCUGUUCCAGCAACACUGUGUCUCCUGGCUGCGCUCCCUGCAGCAGGUCAUCCAG